Messenger RNA from Rhinolophus ferrumequinum (greater horseshoe bat), 2515 nucleotides. RefSeq names its product tubulin folding cofactor E (gene TBCE). Gene Ontology annotation, cellular component: cytoplasm. The record is from RefSeq and is a predicted model, not a curated record. Lineage: Eukaryota; Metazoa; Chordata; Mammalia; Chiroptera; Rhinolophidae. Gene Ontology annotation, biological process: protein folding. The transcript is spliced from 18 exons. Gene Ontology annotation, molecular function: alpha-tubulin binding. Bases 182 to 1852 code for a protein of 556 amino acids.
GCCUUUCGGAAGAAGCACUUCCAGCUACAGCCGGAAGCUCUGCGGCGGGACGGCGCGUGCGAGGAGCAGCCGCGGGGACCACCCGGCUGGGCGCGCGUAGGUGUUCCUUCCUAUAUCUGUGGAUUUGUGUUUUUGUCCCUUCCUGAGAUCUCCUCAUAUUUUGGAUUCUGGCUAUAUUAUAAUGAAUGACACUUUGACAUCAGAUGUUAUUGGUCGAAGAGUUGAUGUUAAUGGAGAACAUGCAACAAUACGUUUUUAUGGCAUCGUCCCUCCUGUGGCAGGACUCUGGUUAGGAGUAGAAUGGGACAAUCCUGAGAGAGGAAAGCAUGAUGGAAGCCACGAAGGGACUGUGUAUUUUAAAUGCAGGCACCCAACAGGAGGAUCCUUUGUUCGUCCAAACAAAGUAAAUUUUGGAGUAGACUUUCUUACUGCAAUUAAGAAGCGCUACGUAUUAGAAGAUGGACCAGAGGAAGAUGGAAAAGAGCAGAUUGUUACCAUUGGAAAUAAACCUGUGGAAACGAUUGGUUUUGACUCUAUUAUCAAACAGCAAAGUCAGCUGAGCAAGUUGCAAGAAAUUUCUUUGAGGAACUGUGCAGUAAGUUGUGCUGGUGACAAAGGAGGCAUUGCCAAAGCGUGUCCUAAUAUUAGAAACGUAGAUGUGUCCAGAAAUCUGCUGUCUUCGUGGGAUGAAGUCAUAGAUAUCGCUGAUCAGCUCACACACCUGGAAGUCCUUAAUCUCAGUGAAAAUAAACUAAGAUUUCCCUCUGAUUCACUAUCUUCAACCGGAAGAUUCACUACACUGAAGGUUUUAGUUCUUAGCCGAACAGGAAUAACAUGGGCCGAGGUACUGCAAUGUGCUGCUGGGUGGCCGGUCCUCGAGGAGCUGUACCUUGAGUCCAACAGUAUUUCCAUUUCAGAAAGGCCGAUUGACAUUCUACAGACCCUCAAGUUAUUAGACCUUUCCUCUAAUCGGCUAAUUGAUGAAAACCAGCUGUUUCUAAUAGCCUAUCUGCCCAGAUUAGAACAACUAAUCCUUUCUGACAUUGGGAUUUCUUCUCUACAUUUUCCAGAUUCUGGAAUUGGGUGCAAAUCAUCAAUGUUUCCUUCCUUGCAGUACCUCGUGCUCAACGACAAUCGGAUAUCACAAUGGUCAUUUAUCAACGAGCUAGAUAAGUUGCCGAGUCUGCAGGCUUUGUCGUGCCUGAGAAACCCCCUGACUGAAGGGAGUGGAGCAGAGACCGCACGCCAGUUCAUCAUCGCCAGAAUCGGGCAGCUGCAGACCCUGAACAAGUGCAAGAUUCUUCCAGAGGAGAGGCGUGGAGCCGAGCUUGAUUACCGAAAAGCAUUUGGAAACGCGUGGAAAAAGGCAGGGGGCCAUCAGGACCCAGCACAGAACAGGCCGAACGAAGAAUUCCUUGCUGCGCACCCCAGAUACCAGUCACUCUGCCUAAGUGCGCACUGGGCCUUUUGGGGGAACCCUGUCCCCGGGGUGUCGCAGGAGGGCCGGGCUUGCUUCUCUCCCUGGGCCACCUCAGCAGAAUACGGUGCACCCGAAGAUGGGGAACUCAAAAUACAACAACCGUUUUUGCUCAAGAACCAGCUACUAACACUGAAAAUAAAAUAUCCUAAUAAACUUGAUGAGAAAGUCAUAGAGAAACAGCUGCCAGACUCCAUGACAAUUCAAAAGGUCAAAGGACUGCUGUCACGUCUUCUCAAAAUUCCUGUGUCAGACCUUCUGCUGUCCUAUGAAAGUCCCAAAAUGCCGGGCAGAGAGAUUGAACUAGAAAAUGACCAACAGUCAUUACAGUUUUAUUCUGUGGAAAAUGGAGAUUGUCUGUUAGUACGAUGGUAACACCUAACUAAUAAAACUCAGACUAGAUUGUGUAUUGUGACUGGGUUCAUUAGACAAAUGAUUUAUUGGAACAAUUCUACUCUCAAAAGAAAAGCUUUUAUAACUUGCCUAAGUAUAGAAAAGACCGUACUUUUCAUUGCAAGUGACCAUUUCUACGCUUGUAUAUAAUAGCAAUAAAGGUUUUGCACCUACUAAUGAUUUUAUUUCACAUUUAUUUUAUAGCUCAUGACUGUACUUCAUUGUGUGAUUUUUAUAUCAGAUAUAAAAUCUGAACACAGUUAAUGUCUAUCAUAAGACCAGCUUUAAUGGAAUUCUCUAUUGAUACUACUAGUUUAAAAGGUUACUAAAAUGAUUUGGUUGGUCAUUUGGGGAAAUGUCCCUUAAACUUCGGGAUGCAUACCCCCUACUAUAUGAAGUAUGUGUUAUGAUCUCUCUUCUCAACUGUACUAUUUUUAGAGUACUCACAAAAAUUAAUUACAUGCUUUUCCCUACACCUAAAAGAUUAGCAGCUCUGAUCGAAAUUCGCUUACAUUAGGCAAUGACAGGAAGAAAGCAAAAUUCUUUCAAAGUGUCAAGUAUUUAGAAAUAUCUUUCCCAAUGUCACUAAAACCCUGAGAGGUAUCUGACUUAUAUUUACAAAAAUUUAGCUUUUUUUUUUUUUUU